UAUAUUUAUUUUUAAGAUUUAAAAUAUUUUUAUGCAAUAUAUAAAACAGAGUUUAAAAAUAUAUAUUAUUCUGCAUUUAAUUCUACGUGUAAGUAUAUUUCAUAAUUUAUAUCUUCUUUCAUCAUCUCUUACGAAGUUAUUCGUGUAGUUCUUUACAUUAGCGACAUUUUAAAUUAUAUAGAGCAAAUAAUUUGUAUUAAACGCUGAAAUAUGAGGUCAAAGAAACAACAGUCAAUGACAUUCGUCAGCUCAUGCUCAUGUUUCCUUAAAGACAAUAUUAUGAAGCGAUGUCUGAACGUUAUCUGCCUAGCAUCAAAUUUAUGCCAAUGAUUCAGAACGAGAAUAUCAAACGACUAGGUGUAAGAAGACGGCGAACAGAGAGAACGCGGUUCAGGUUUAAUAUCGAUCGAGAUCUCAAACAGGCUGCACUGAUCCGAAAACCUGUUUCUCUGCUGCAGUAUUUACGGUGCUCUUCUGUAAAAACUAUAAUUCAAUGAUAAAACUGUAAUACAAAAAAUAUAUAAUACAUGUAAAACACAGUAUAAAUAUCAUCAUGUACUCACGAGUGAAAUUAUGUGGAAAAAAAGAAAUAAUACUGAAAAUAUGUGCUCGAUCGUGCUCGAUUAAUCCGUGUCACGUUGUUGAUAUUGAACCCAAGCCUUUCGAAAACAUUCCAGGACCAAGGUCCUUACCCAUUAUUGGAACAUUGUAUAAAUAUCUACCUUUCAUUGGUGAAUACAAAUUCACGAAGCUGCACACAAACGGUUUAUUAAAACUAAAGCGUUAUGGACCACUAGUACGUGAGGAAAUAGUACCAGGUCAAUCAGUGGUGUGGAUAUUCCGACCAGAAGAUAUCGCGGAAAUUUUUAAAGCUGAGGCAGGUCUGCAUCCUAAGAGAAGAUCACACUUGGCUCUCCUCAAGUAUCGAAAAGACAGAAGUAACGUCUACAAUACCGGAGGUCUUUUACCCACAAAUGGCACCGAGUGGUGGAGACUACGCCGUGAAUUCCAAAAGGUCCUUAGCAAACCUCGCAACAUUAUUGAUUACCUCGAGGAUACCGACGUAGUUGUCCAGGAGUUCGUGCAAAUCUGCUCACGCGAGAAACCUGGCGAUUUCCUACCUUUAUUGUCACGUCUCUUCCUUGAAUUGACUUGUCUCGUGGCUUUCGAUGUAAAGAUGCGAAGUCUAUCGGAGGAAGAAAAACAUCCGCAUUCUCGAAGUUCAAGGCUAAUCAAGGCAGCACUUAUGACAAACAGUGUGAUUUUGAAAUUAGACAAUGGCCCGAUGUUUUGGCAAUUUUUCGAAACACCGUUAUAUCGAAAAUUACGCAAAGCGCAGAAUUACAUGGAAGAAGUAGCCCUGGAAAUGGUUACUCAGCAAAAUCAAGAUGCAUUGAUACGUCGGAAACAAUCCCUUCUUGGGGAAUAUUUAAAAAAUGAGGCUUUAGAUAUUAAAGAUAUUGUAGGUAUGGCGUGUGAUAUGCUGCUUGCUGGAAUAGAUACUACGACAUACAGCACGUCAUUCGCCUUGUAUCAUCUUGCACAAAAUACAACUAUUCAAGAAAAACUAAGAUCAGAGGCUAUGGCUUUGUUAACGGAUUCUAUGUCCCCGAUAACGCCCGAGACUUUAAAAAAUGCGACUUACACCAAGGCUGUAAUAAAAGAAAGUUUUAGACUAAAUCCUAUUUCCAUAGGAAUAGGUCGUAUCCUACAAACUGACAUAGUUCUAAACGGAUAUCGCGUUCCCGAAGGAACUGUGGUUGUCACACAAAAUCAAGUGAUCUGUCGACUCCCUGAAUAUUUCGACGAACCAAAUUUAUUUAAACCGGAGAGAUGGUUACGCGAUAGUAAUGACAACCGGAGAAAAAAUUCUCUUAAUCCAUAUACUGUAUUGCCUUUUGGCCAUGGCCCGCGAUCAUGCAUUGCAAGACGAUUCGCAGAACAAAAUAUGCAAGUUGUCUUAUUACGAGUACGUAUUUUAAACUUUAAAUACUAUAUAUUAUUAAAAAUAUAUCCUAAUGUACGGUCGCAUAAUGUUUUAAUUCUUUACAGCUCUGCAGAAAUUUGCAAUUUACAUGGUGUGGAGAGUCUCUUGAUUCAAUUUCAUUACUCAUCAACAAACCUGAUGCGCCUAUUAAAUUAAAAUUCGAAAAACUGCAUACAUAGAAAAACCGAGUGAUUGGAAUUACAAGAACAAAGAACUUUCAAAAAAGUUGAGAAAACAACGUUUAUUAUAUAUUCUACUUGAGGACAAAAUUGUAUCUUGUGAUCGAUUCAAUAGAUACGGUAAUAAAAAUAAUUAUAAGAUUAAUGUAUCGUGCUGAUAACUCAUCGAACACAAAAAUUAAAUGCAGAUGCGUUC
Molecule: messenger RNA, 2362 nt
Organism: Monomorium pharaonis (pharaoh ant)
Lineage: Eukaryota; Metazoa; Arthropoda; Insecta; Hymenoptera; Formicidae
Gene: dib
Product: cytochrome P450 302a1, mitochondrial
Exons: 7
Coding region: 554-2143 (529 amino acids)
Molecular function (GO): iron ion binding; oxidoreductase activity, acting on paired donors, with incorporation or reduction of molecular oxygen; monooxygenase activity
Source: RefSeq, a predicted model, not a curated record